Myripristis murdjan (pinecone soldierfish) is the source of this 3562-nucleotide messenger RNA. It is a transcript of the gene bean1, whose product is annotated as brain expressed, associated with NEDD4, 1. The transcript has 6 exons. The record is from RefSeq and is a predicted model, not a curated record. NCBI's taxonomy places the organism in Eukaryota, Metazoa, Chordata, Actinopteri, Holocentriformes, Holocentridae. Bases 109 to 1050 code for a protein of 313 amino acids.
AUACGGACGGUCGGACUAUACGGUGAUCAAACCGGGAUGAUGUUGUUGCUGCUGUCCGGGAUGUGAAAGGACAGAGGGGAAAGCGAGGGGACCACUUUCUGCCAUCGUAUGGGGAGAUAUUUCUACAUUUUGGGGGCUGCUCCACUGUUUGCUACAUUUCUCCCUGGAUCGUGGAGAGCAGUCGGAGUUGACACAAACUCAGUGUAUUUAGCAGCGUUGUGUGGUAGCGACCAGUUGAAGUUGGCUUCCUGCCUGUUGAGAUGUGCCAAUAGGAAACUCUGUGGACAGGGGUUCAUGCUGAUGAAAUUGAUCUGCUCAGUGAGCUCCAACCAGAGCCAUGGGGAGUACCCAGACUGCAGGAGUGAGAGGGAGUCGGGAGGGGAGGCGUCUCUCCUGGUGUCUCCACUGGUGGUGGCUGGGAUUGUCAUAGGCCUGGUCCUCUUCCUCUCCUGCGUCACCAUCAUCAUCGGCAGCCUGCGCAAGGACAGCCGGCUGCGAAACCCGCACCACCGAGCCAGUUAUGGUCCAGAUGGAUUUUCCUACGGAGGGUCAGUAGGUGAGCUGAGGUCUACCUGCCUAGAAGAUUUCCCCCCCGGUUUAGACUUUGACUCGUACACAGAGACCCUGUCGCAGACCAACAACAUGUACUCCGACUCACCUCCAGGUUACGAUGAGUGCGUUGGCCCAGGUGCGACUCAGAUCUACAUCCCUACUGAUGACCCUCCACCUUACUCCUUAUUGGACCCCUGUCAGAGAGGAGCAGGGCAAGAGGAGGUGCUUAACUACAUCAACCCAGACCUUUCUUCUUAUCGUGGAGAGACGUCAGCCAGCGCUGCCUGGUUCUCCCCGUCCCACUACCCAAUAGGACUGCAGGAGCAGCAGCAGAUCGCAUCCAUUUCCUUCCCACUGGAGGCCGCGCCCCCCUAUGAGUCAGUGGUGGGGGAGCAAGGACAGCCCCUUCCACUCAUGCCAUGUGACCUGUACAAGCACCAAUCAGCGACGGGGGAUGACGGCAACUCCCGGCAACCAGGGGCAAGCCAGAUCCUGUAGAACAAUCUGUAUGUUCCUUUUGAGUGGGCUCUUUGGUGUCCCCAGUUCAAUUAAACGCAAUGUUUAUGAAGUGGGAGGCAAAACGGCUGGUGGUAGCAGCUGUGACAUCAGUUGAAAGCAAGGGAACCUGCAUUAAGAGAUGCACACCUUCCACACCGUCGCCAAGGCUGCGUCAAGCUUUACAGACGUCAGCAGCUCAGUGGACUGACAUGCAGCCAGCACUCUAGUGACAGUGGGUACCACAGUUGAUCUCUGGACAAAAAGCUCGCUUCAUGUAGCGUCGUACUUCCCUCCUCUAAUGCUUCUGUUCAAAAGGUGUGUGGUCCCGACGGUGCCCCAGUUAAGAACAAAUUUCCACCGCCAUCGUCUAGUUCUGUUUUUACUGGAUCAGGCUGUUAGUCCCUCUCUGGAAUCAGGACUGAUCCCAGAUUCAUGUACCCUUUGGAGUUUAGGCAGAAUUAUGGCUACUGAGCGUAACAUGUGUUCAUCAUAGGCAAUUGCAAGCUGACUGUCUGUACAAACAUGGUUGAGUGUAAACAAUGUCAGUGUGGUAUCCUGUAGUGUAGUUUAAGGUAUGCACAAGCACACAGAGAAUCCCCUCCUGUUUUUCUUGGCAUGGUAGAGUAUCCUCGCCUGUCAGCCUCACUUAAUUAGGUACUGGAUUAUGGGGUACAGUAUAAUCCUGAAUUACCAACAUGCCAUUGAUGAUUUCCAGUCUAGUGUGUAAAUGCAGUGUGCUGUUUGGAUGGAAGUGAUGGAAGUAGUCCAAUGGUUAGAGAAAUUAUUGUGUGAAAAGAUGGCUGCCAUUUCUCACUAAAUGGGAAAAUCUGGGCAGGAACAUUGAAAGAGACACUCCACCACUAACUGUUACUGAGAUGCCCUUAAGCAAGGCACCAAACCCUAAAAGCUCCAGUGGAGUUUCACAGUCCAAUAGUAGAAGACGGUUGUAAUGGGCAGCUCCUUGGUGUGAAUGUAUGUAACUGUGUGUGUGUGUGUGUGUGUGUGUGUGUGUGAGAGGCAGGGAGAUGCAGAAAAGGAGCAAACCUUUUGUAAUCAAUAAUGGUUAAAGAAUAGUAAACACUUAAACACAUUAGCUGGGCUGUAUAUAGACAAUGAUGUGUUAGCAGCCGUACCAGAGCCAUAGAUAGAGUAAUUACAGCCAUUACAGUCGUUAGUGGUAGCCAUGUUAGCUCGACAGUCCUAUUACCUUGUAACUAUAUGCCAGCUGAUGUUUAGAAAGGUAGGCAUCUCACUAUGGUGAUGUUAAAGGGCACUGUUAAGGGGCACUGUUAAAUAUUUGCAGCAAACUCUUAUCACUAGAGAAGGGGCACCAACAUAGAGACAGAGACAACGCAUCAUAUUCAAAAAGCCGCAACCCACCAGAGGGGAAAACAAUGGAACCAAAGGGAAAAAUACUUAUUUAAAUAUCUGUGACUGGCAAGUUUUAGCAUGACAAAGGAAUAUUUUUGCACCCUAUGUUCACUAGAGUGGAGGAUGUUAAUAUUUUUGGCAUCACACCGAGUGAAAGAAAUGAAACCUUAAUUCAAAUGAUGUAGCCUGUUUAAAUUCCACAUUUUCUUUAAUAUUCCCCACUGCAGGGGGGAGUUGGUGUGUUAAUUUGUAGAUGAUUACAACCCAAGUUCAAUAUUCUAAAGAUAGUUUAUCUUAAAACAAUAUAAUGAACAGAUUGGACUCUUACCAAAACCUGAUUGUGGAUUUUUAUCUUGUUGUUAGUACACACCACCACACAGCAGCAUGUUUUUCUAGCUUGUUAAUAAACCAAAAUCGCGAGUCACAAUGUGAUGUCAGUGGAGGGCAACCGAAUGAUUGCCCCUCUGGGAUGGGUGGGGCUUAUUUGUGCUCUGUCUCUAUGACACCUGCUGUACAGUUUGUCCCAACUCUUUCUACCAAGGGCUCUGGUUGUAUUAUCAACACUGUAACUAGACCCCCAGCAGCGUCAUGUAGCUUGGAGCCCUCCGUACCAUGAGGUUGGGUCAAUGCAACAGAAAGGUUACACGUACACAGAAAUACUGUAGACCUUAACGCACUGUUCACCGUCGAAUUGUACAUUACAUGUUUAUAUAUGCCUCUCUCUGUCUGUGUGUGUUCCUGUCCGUCUCUCUCAUCUCAAGAAUCACCAUAAGAGCUGUUGCAUCGCAAAUCUUUCUAGAAACCAUGGCUGGCACCAUCUUGGAGGUCCACUGGAGAGGUGUGCACAAAUGUAUGACACCAGACAAGAGAAAUAGAAAAGACUGUUAUUGUGUAGGCCAAUUCAGUAAUAUUCCCAAGAAACAAACCAACACAUUAUGUUUCACUGUUCUUAAAAGAAGAGAAUUACUUUACUUAUUACUUCCCUAGAAAACUGAUUUGCUACACUACUUCUGACAUUACUUUUGCAUUCAGUUACCCAAUACCAGCAGAAGGUAAGUACAGUGGUGGAAAAAAGUUUUCGGACACCCCAUGCAUUUGUGAAAUAUUGCAUUAAGAAUCACUCUUAGGUCUUCAAGUGCAA